AGUGUAAAGUUUGUGGUGCGGCGUGAAGGAAUUUGAAAGGUCGUUGUAUUGUGCGAAAUCAUGACAACCAACAAGCACGGUUUAUUACAUGAUAGGGUGCUUCUGUGUGCCCCUCUUUGCACAACUCUCAAGUUACCAAAAAGCUGGUUGUGCGCUAGAUAUUAGACCUAUUGUCUCUACUAUAAUAAUUAGACUUCUGACCACGACUAGAAGUCUCAAGCAGUCACCAGUUUCUAAUUAGACACAUCCAUGACACUUGUCCCCCCGCUUUAUUUCACUAGAAUAGCGUAGAACUUCCUUCUACUUUCCUCUCACUCUUUUUGCUAGAUGAUAAUGCAUAAUUACUUGCUUAAAUGCGGGCAGGCUAGUACUUACCCAUGUCAAGAACGAAUAUGAAAUGAAGAUGAAGAACUAAGACAAGUAGAAGUAGCUGGUAUGAAUGCAAGGAAGAUGGGGCGCGCGGCUGACUAGGGAGACACACUCGAGCGCCUGCAGCCAAGCGCUGCGCUUAGCUGCCGUGACCCCACACACAAGGAGCCUUGAACGCACGACAAAAACGGAAAAUUCUUCUACUAAUGAACUACUUCGGCGACGGCGACACUAACCACGGAAAGGGUAGCAACAACGUAGUAGCACCACAAAAGUAGUCGGACGAACAUUGCGAACAUUACCGCACGACCGGCAGCUUUCGGUAGUACUGCUGCUCCUGCGAAGAAGUUUCAGUACUCGAAUAGCUAGUCGGACAACUACUAUUCUCGUUGUGACAAUUCCCGAAGAACCACAAAUCACAAGUCUGAACGAGCACCAGCCCUACUAGACUAGAACGUAGUAGAGAGUAGUUUGGCUUCUUUGUCUUUUCGUCCUAUACCAGUACGACAGAAGGCUACGACACAAGAUGAAGCUGAUUCAAACCGUAAAGCGGCGGAUGGGGAAUGAGGAUGGGAAGAGGGUCCCAGUUAGUAGAAAAGAGGCUGCAGGGAAGCCAGCCUCAUCAGCAAAAAGUGGGACUGCUAGACCACAAGCAGGUAAUUACAAUUUGUACAGGGCAGCAGCUUUUUCACUUUCGAAGAUUUUAGUAUUCAAUCGACUUCGCUUCCUUUGACUUUUUUCGAGACACCACAAAACAUGUGCCCAAGUCCAUUAUCGAAACGUGAUCAAUAAACCUAAACCUAGUCUUCAUCGUCUGAAUAAUUAAGCAUGAUAUUUUUUAUAUCACCUUCAUCAACUACAUGCUGACCAUCAGAUCCCUCAGUCUUCGGGUCUAUGCCAACUUUGCGGGAGACUGCGGUUAGCGAGAGGGCAGAACUCUUUAGAAGAAAGCUAGCAGCCUGUAGCGCAGUCUUUGACUUUCACAGCGACGUGAACCCAAAGGAGAAGGAAGCAAAAAGACAGGCGUUAUUGGAGAUUGUUGAGUACUACCAGACCUAACGAGUUGUCUGAUCAUUGGAGGAAUAUUCAACCCUGUCUCGUCACUUACGCCCAUUUCCCAAUCUACACCAACAAUAGCCUACGGAUACAUCAUCAGCACUUCCAACAACACACAAAUCUUAGAUACAUCAACAACACUCGAAACUGCUUUACGGAGAGUAUAAUGGAGGAUGUGGUGAAUAUGGUAGCGGCUAAUAUCUUUCGGUCACUGCCGGCCAAUAAUAGGACAAUAAUGCGAAUCUACGACCCAGAGGAUGACGAACCCCAAUUGGACAGUGCGUGGCCACAUUUGCAGAUCGUACUUUUUUCAUCUGCGGAGAAUUUGCAUUUGCUAAAGUAGCUACGAGUUUCUUGGCAUCUGUGAGUUACACAACGUAGAUUGUGGUCAGCGCAGAAUUCAUCGUGAUAAUUUCGCACUUGACAACAACAGUUUGUUUUAGAAAAACAAUAUUACCUCUUCUAGACAAGAGUUUUUAGAAAAACAAUGUUACCUCUUCUAGAAAAUGAUCAGAUUCAGAUACCUCUGGACACAGGUUUACGAGUUUUUUUUGCGAUUUGUGGUGAGCAAUGACGUAGACCCGAAAAUUGCGAAGAGGUUUGUAGACGCCAAUUUCGUUCUGAAACUGUUGGAGCUCUUCGAUAGUGAGGACUGCCGAGAACGAGAUUAUUUGAAGACGAUCCUGCAUCGAGUGUACAACUCUUUCUACUUUUGAAUCAAUUUUAUGUUCGGCUGAUUUCUGUCGUUGUGCCUUAGCAUUUUUCAUCAUCGGAAGGCAACGUUUGUCACGCUACUCGGAGCACAGUAGAUAACUUUAAUCUAUAAUAUGUCUUGAGCAGUACCAUGAACAAUACAAUUUAUAAGGAAGACUCUGCAGCUCACAUUCUCCUUCAACCAAUUCUCCUCUUCGAAUAACAACAGAUACGGGAAGUUUAUGGCGCUCCGGUCAUUUAUAAGGCGGGCGAUUCAGCACGUCUUCUUCAAAGUCAUCUACGAAAGCGAGAUGCACAAUGGUAAAAAUUUGUACUUUUUAUAAUGGUCGAUGCAGCCUCUAUGGUUUUCCCGACAAGACUCUUCAAGUGGAAUCACAACGACGAAGUGAGAGCCUUGUUCUUCAUAUUCUCAUGAGAGCUGCUGUAGUUACAAUGAUUGGUAUGUCGGAGACUAUGAGAAUACAGUCGUGAUCAUGACAAACAUAAACAAUUCACUUCUUCACUAUGAUAUCGUGAUCAUGACAAACAUAAACAAUACCCUUCUAUUUGUCAAGAAUACUCUCCAGAUUGUCAAGAAUACCCUUCACAAUACCCUCCUUCACUCUUUGUCAACAAUACCCUUCUUCACUAAAAUAUAUAAAUACAUAGGCGUCGGCGAGCUUCUGGAAAUUUUGGGAUCAAUUAUCAAUGGUUUCGCACUCCCGCUCAAGGACGAACAUAAGGACUUCCUCGUCCGUGCCCUCAUUCCCCUCCAUAAAGUCAAGUCCCUCGCCUCAUUCCAUCAGCAGCUCAGCUACUGUACUUUUUUUGAGCUAAUGGUUACAACUUAAUAUUAUAUAAAAGAACUAAUUGUAUAUAGUCUUCUCGGCUCCGCAUGUUCUGAGUUCUAGGCUCUGAUACAUAGAUGUUACUCUUCUGAAAAGAUAUUCACGCCUUUGGUCUUCCACGGUCCAUCUCAAUAUAACUAAUUGUAGUUUGCCUAGCUACAGCUUAGCUGUAGUAUUGGAUGGCCUCACGAGUAGGCAUUAAGAGCUACAUAAACGGCGCCAGGACAUGACAUGACCGCUGUAGUGUACUCCUAGAUCUGAGCAGCACGAGCAGACUUGCUUGCAUCUUGUGAUUUGCAUGAUAAAUUUAGCAUCUGGGAGGUCUUACACGAAGCACACUCCGAAACAACAGGCAUGACCCAAUUCGUCGAAAAGGAUCCAAAGCUUGCGAUAGACAUCAUAAUGAGCAUGCUCAAAUUUUGGCCGGUCAGUCUGACGAGCAAACAAAUCCUCUACCUCAACGAGCUAGAGGAGAUCCUAGAGUUGGUCCAGCCUCCAGAAUUCAUCGCCAUCCAGAAGCAACUAUUCAAAAGAGUGGCGUUGUGUAUUCAUUUGAUUUAUUCUGGUUCUUCCCUGUCUGUCACUUGAAAAAAAAGCAUCAUCCAGUAUCCUGACUUAUUUUUGCGACUAUGAUAGCAGAAACAUCAAGUCACCUUCUUCUAGCUAAGUACGUAGGAAGCGAACACUCAAUUUCUGCCACCAUAGGUAUCGACUGCCCACAUUUCCAAGUCGCGGAGAGGAGUCUCUUUUUAUGGAACAACGACUAUAUCGUGAAACUCAUCAACCAGAACAGAAAAGAACUCUUCCCCAUAGUUCUCGGAGCCCUCUACAACACGAGCAAGCACCAUUGGAACUCAGCGGUAAUUAUUAUGCUAUUCUUUUUGAGAACUCAUACUCGUAGGCCGGUGAAGGAGUGGUCGGAGCUUUGUGAUUGUAUCACGGUUGAUACCUACGGACCCGUUUGAUCUACCGCCUACAUCACACUAGCAGCUACAGCCUAAAAGCUUGUCAUCAGUCAUCUACUUACAACUUCAACGUGUCACCAGUCAUCUACUUACAACUUCCUCCUAAAAUAAAAACUGCCAGGUCCACGGCCUAACCUUCAACGUGUUGAAGCUACUGAUGGAAGCUGAUCCGCCGUUGUUUGACGAGUGUAGUGCGAAUAACAGGGCGCAGAUGGAGGAGGAAGCGCAGAAGCUGGAAAGACGAAAAGCGACUUGGGCUGAGUUGGAGAGACUAUACUUAUGACAGAAACAUGAUGGAAACGUAAUUUAUUGUAAUCAGCUAUUCCUAUUUCUCGAGAACCUCUAUGUAGUGUGGCUACUUACAUAGUCAAGCUAGGACUAGAACACGGAGCAAGCACAGGAGAUGAGAUGAGCAUCAAUGAAGGUUUUCCAAUUCAUUCAAGUGGACGAAGCCAGGGUCAAUACUAGGGAAGCUACAAAGUUACAAAGACAAGUAUUUUUACCUUCAAAGUAGAGUCUCUAAUUCCUGCGGCCCGAGACACAAAAGCGAUACAGGAUGGUGCCGGAGGAGGUUCUUCUAGUGGAACCGUAGCCGGUGCAACUGCCGCUGCUUCAAGUGGGGCCGCAAGUACGGCGGCACCUGCAAGUACGGCAGCGUAGGUUAGACGCUAAGUCUGUGUCUUCCUUGAUGUCAGGAAAGACAAAGAUACAAAUUAAUUUCGUACAGUUUUUCAGCUCUCCUGGGGAAAGAAACGACAUUUUUACUUGAUGUAAGCAGAAUGAUAGCAGCAGCGACCCCCGCUAAUGUAACAUCCAGUCUUUUCCCAUAUUAAAGCUGCUAUAUUCUCAUCAAGUCAGAUCCCCAAAAAAUUGACCAGUUUAGCUUUUUAGUCAUUUCUUAUUAUUUGUAGUUGAUAGUUUUAGUUACAGCUAGUAUUAUUUACGACCUAGUGUGUCUUUGGCGUUUGUUUCAUGAUACUCAUACUUAUUUAUUCAGUUUGUGUUUAGGGACUCAAUAUUUUCUUCUUCUUCGUAGUGUUAUUAUACUCGUUAUUAGUUCAUGGGGUAGAUCGUCAUGUUGAAUUUGAAGACUAUAUAGCUCCAGUUCUGCUCUCUCCCGUUCUUACAAAAGGUCUUCAAAAAUGCGCUUCUGCUUUUUCGUAACUUCACGUAAAAAUAUGUAAAAAAACAAAGUGCUCGACGCUGCAAGAAGAGAGACUGCUUGAUGAGGUUGCUACUGCUGCUCGACGGAAGAUAUUGCUUUUCUUUAAUAUAAUAAUAUCCUAGUAUCAUCUUGGCGCGAAGGUGAUUUCUGGUAAGUAUCUAUGGAAAGCUUCAUAGUCAUUAUGACGUAUGUUACAUACGUCAUAUUGUUGCUCAGAAGUCUACGUAUAAAUUCUUGAGUACCUAUUAUUUGAGUGUCAUAUGUCCCUGUUUCAAGAAUGCACUCUCUUCUUAUUAUCGCUAUCAAGGAAGACAGACUCACAUCGGAAGUAGCUAAAGAAUGAUCCUGACUGGGUUUAGGCCGAGCUCCUAUUAGCUCCUACUGCGACGUCUAAGAUCCACACUAGUCUAAGAAGUUAUGAUCUCUUUUUUCUAGUAUACCAAUCGCACAAAUUAUAAAGAGGACAAUAUGGGAGCCUGCUCUUUUUUAGCCCAUGUCUUCUGGUGCUUGGUUGUAGAAAAAAGUCGUCAUUAGCUAUAUCGUCUUAGCAACUAUCACAAAGGCGAUGAUUUGUCGAUCUUAUCAACAUCUCAUGUAUUAAUUCUUCUAUCACAACGCGAAAUGAUCAAUACGCUGUAUUGAUUCGACUGUCUCGCUUCGAGAUUGAGUCACAUAAUAUCUCAACAACAAUUUUUGCCUAAUUCAUGCGAAUGCGUAUUCAAAAACAAAACAAAACCUCUGUAGAACCUCUUCUCUCCAAAAAUGUCGGAUUUAAAAUGUCCGUAAAUGUUUGCGAGCACCGCUCAAGUAUAGUCAUUGUGCGCCCUGAGUCUCUCACCAGUCACACACCGAUUUGACAAGACAAGAUCCUCAAUAUGAUACUGGGACUUCUUGUGUCUGCUG
This is a messenger RNA of Amoebophrya sp. A25, 5999 nucleotides long. The record is from the annotation of a GenBank genome assembly. Lineage: Eukaryota; Dinophyceae; Syndiniales; Amoebophryaceae.